GCUGUAGAAGUCGGGUGGCACUGCAAACAAACUGUCAAAUGGACCCGGAAGGCUUAGGUGUAUAUAUUUGAAAUUAUAUAAGCAUUGUUUUAGGAUGCUUACUCUUUCUCGUGCUUUCCAUUUUCACACGGCUAAGAGCGCUGUGCACGUGCCGUACCUGCACAUUUUUCUCAACUUCAGGCGCAGGUUUUGGCAGUAGCUUCCAGACUUACCAGCUUCUCUAGUUUGUAGAUGACUUGACCAGUAGGGUAUUGCUGCAAACUGGAGUUGACGUGGUCUACUCUUUUAUUGUAUUGUUGUUGUCUGUUUUAUUGUGGUUGAUUCUUCCUUCUUUGGACUCUGACUACAAUGAAUAAGCAAGGAGGCUCCAAGUUUAAGAAAUUUUUCCACAAGAGCAAAUCAUCAGAAAACCAACCGGACAGUGAGGGUAAACUUAUUAAAAAGCAACCAAGUCGUCCUGGUGAUGCAGAACCCAAGAGUCCAAAUGCUGCGAAAAAGAAAACAUUUGGUUCAUGGCGCAAGAAGAAACAUCCAAACGAACCCUCCUCACCUGUAGGUGCAGGACCGGGUUUUACAGAUGAGACGGAGGACCUGGACAGCAGAAACAUAUCCUUUGAUGCAAUAAGUAUAAGAACAGAAAACAAUUUAACAUUACCCAAAAGUCCAUCAGACUGGGAAAUGGAUUCUCACACAACUACACCCUCUGCAACUAAAUCUAGAAAGAAUCGCUCUCCAGCAGAUGAUAAAAACAGAGUUUUUGACCGACUUGGGACAUUUUUCAGUUCCGGCAGGAGAAGAAAAAGCAAAGGGUCAUCUGAAGUUUCAGAGGCUGCAACUGAAGAACCUGCUCCAUUUGCGGAAUACACAGCCUCCCCCAGGCAGGAUGAGAGAGAGGGGAUCCAGAGAACAGAAGAUUUGCCUGAGUCUCGGGCUUACGCAGUGACAGCUUCUGGGGACCAACUCGAAAACAAAGACAAAUCUGCACAUACUGUAGAAGUAGGGUCUGUAAAGCAGGCCAUUAAACACAGAGAGGUCACCACACACAGUAGUAAACUACAGAGUUUUGAAAAGGUCAUUGACUUUUCACAGCAUUCUAAAUCAGUUCGCCAGGGUUCAUCCCUGAACAGCUCAAAGAGCCUUGUGAUUAACGUGGGUACUUCAACAAAGCUUCAGACAGGAGGAGAACAGAGGGUCGAAAGGAAUGUGAAACAUUUGAAAACCUUGCCUUCCAGGAAGGGGUCUGCUUCAGAUUCUGCUUUGGAAAAGACAGGAAGCCCAGGCAAGGACCUUCAUGUGUAUUUGGAAGAAAUAAGUGUGAGUAGUGCCACCAAAGGUUUACCAGGCCAAUCUGUAGGAAAAGAAUUCACAAGGAAGUCUGAUAUUGUUUCAAAAGUUGGCUCAAGAUGCCAAGAAAUUACACAGACAAAGGAGUUCGGAUUUCAAGAGCCCUCCAGCAUGAAGACAUCCAAGGAUAACCAGGACUUGCCUCCACCUGAGCUCGCUAGGGAGAGUCUGCUGGCACCCAUAGAAGUAUCCACUGCAUAUCAUGCAGUAAGUCAACGCAGUUUAUGUAAUGCUGAAACACCUUUAGCAAGAAAUGAACCAGAAUCACAAAGACUUAGAGAUUCUUCAGAAGUCAAACCACAGAAAGAAACAAGGGCUCUCACUGCUGAAGUAUUCCUACAGCCUGGUGGAGACUGUAGCCCUGGCCGCUCAGCUGGAGAAUAUCCUUUUGCGGAAGCUGAAGAAAUGAUAAGAAAGAAUAGACACAGUGGGGAUGGAAGGUCACUGAAAUCACCUGACAGUCAGCAGCCUGUUGAUGAGGAACCAGUAUGCAGCACAGAUAAUACCUUCUGUGAUGUCUCAGAAACGAAGAUCAGUGCUAUCAUGGGAAAUAAUGUUGAGGUUUCUGAGGAAGCACUUGAAGCAAGAAGCACAGUCUUGCUUAAUCAAGAGGGAAGGGUGGAAAGUAAUGUAAUCAAAUCACCAGAAAUGAUUAAGCAGCAACUCCCAAGCCUUGAGCUUCCCAGGAAAAAUAGAAUGGCUCAACACUCACCUCUGUCAGUGUUUGCUUUACCUGCUUCAAAGAAUACUCGGAGCAAAGAGUGUGCAUCAACAGGCAUCACAGUGCAGGCUGGACUUCAAAGCAACAUGCCAGCUGUAUCUACAACAAAAAACACACAGGUGGGAAAUGCAAACGAGGCUGGACACCGGGAAGACAGUCGGGUUGCAGUCAGUGUUGUGAAUGCUAAAAGUAAGCCCUCAGAGGGAGAAGCAACAACACUUUCAUUGGAAUCCACCAACACACCUUCUGAAGCACUUCACGCAGAGAAGGCUUUAUCCAGAAAAUCUAGUUUGCAAUUUAAAGUCACUCAGGGUGAAGCUGAAUACAAUAGAAAGGAUGUGAAAGAGGUGAUGAAAUCUGAAAUCAAAAUACCAUCUAAUCUCAAAAAAGUCAAUGUAGAAGUUAAAUCAACAGAGUCUAAAUUAUCAGAGCCUGGCAAGCUUAAAGGCCGGAUCAGCAUGUUUGAAAAUAAAGCAACAAGUUUCAAGGAAAAAGAAUUUUGUGUCACAAAAAACAUUGCAUUCUAUCCAAAAUUCUCUAAAAAAUUUACUGAAAGAACAAAACUGAAAAUUAAUCAGCCAUCUGAAUGCAAGCUAAUGGAAGGGGGAAAAAAGAUUGAUGGUCUGAAUAAAAGUAAUGAAGUGGAGGUAUGGAGAAAUAAUCAAGAGGAUCUGCAGACAGCAGCAGAGCAGCCAGACUACACUGAGAACACUGUCCAGUCUAAUACAUUUAAUAUGAAUCAGGCAUCCACUGAGAAGGCUUCUGUUGACUCUACUUCCCUGGGAGCUUCAGCGAAUGUCAAGACCACUACUGUGACAUCAAAGAGUUCUUCAGAAACAGAGGUUAUAGAAACUAAAGCACCCAUUGUCAUGAAAGAAGAACUUCUUUCUACAGUUAAUCCAGAAGCCAUUGUCUUUUUUAUUUCAAACAGAUCAGCACCUGGGACUUCAUCCAAAUGUCAAUCAUCAGAAGUAGUGACAGUGGCUAGUGGGGCGUUGUCCUCUGUUGAUGAAGGUAAAACAAAGGCACCAGCUAAAGAAGAAAAAAUGUUAGCUGGAGAUAGCAUAGCUAUGCAGCAAACUACAGUAAUUACCCAAAGUCAAGAACAGGUUACACAGGUAAAAAAUAAAGCUGCAACUGAAAAUACUUUCAUUGUGCAGGAAAGUACUGAACAACUCCUACCUGAUGCCAAACAGCAAAGAUUUACUGGAAUUGAUACCUGUAGACAGCAACUUGGCAGAAGUACGGCACAAAACCUUAAUAACUCGCCCAGUUCUGCACAGCCAACUGCAAAACAACAAUUAGAUUUGAAUAAUGUACCAAGAGAAGAGGACACCUCUGCAGUUUCACAGCUAAAUAAAAUAAUUCAAGAAAAAACUGAUACAAAAAACAAACGUCUUAUAUCUGUACUUGAUUUAAACACCGUUAAGCAACAGUCUAAUGAUCUUGUUGAUGCAAAAAUUGAAUUUUCUGCCUCAGAAAAGCACACCACAGCUAAGCAAAAAACUUCCAGUACUGUAGUGAAGACAGUAAGUGAAUUGCCUACAUCCGGACAGAAGAGUCCAAUUAAGGAACAAUCUGAUAUUAGUUUGCAGACGGGAAGCAAACUGCCAAAACCUGUUAAAAAAAGUACCUCUAAGCAGCUGUCUAUCAAUGAUACUGUGGAACAAGGAGCCAGUGAUUCUGGUCAGCAAAUGGCUACUGAGCAACAACCUGAGAGGAACUUUUUAAAAGUGGAAAAAGAUCCCCAUACUUCCUUACAGCAAAACACCACCAAGCCACAACCAGACAAUAUUAUAAAGACAGUAAGUGAACUGUCUACGUCGGAACAGAAGAGUCCUGUUAAGGACAAAUCUGGUAAUGUUUUACAAACUGGAAGCAAACUGCCUAGACCUGUUGAGAAAGGCCCCUCCAAGCAGCUGUCUAAUUAUGAUACUGUUAAUGCAGCAAGUGAAUCGGUGAAAUUGGUUCAGCAAGAUAGCACUGAGCAGCAGUCCAACAGUAACAUUUUACAAACAGUGAAGAAACUGAUUACCAGUACACAAUAUGAUAAUGUUAUAAAAGCAGAAAGUGAAUUGGCUAUGCCUGGGCAGAAAAGAGCAUCAGUGAAAAAUUCUGAAAGUAGUACUUUGCAAAUGGAAAAGGAGUUUAGUGCACCUGUACAGCAAUCUGCAGAAAGCACUGUUGUAAAAACAGCAGGUGCAUUGCCAACAACUGGAGAGAAGAGCUUUAUUGAGAUACAGUCUGAAGUUAGCAUUGUACGGGCAGAAGAAUACUUACCAAAAUCUGAGCUGAAGAGGUCUGAGACUCUUGCAGAAAUAACAAGUGAAUUGACCAUAUCUGGACAGAAAAGUUAUGUUGCACAACAUGAGAAAGAGUUGAAUAUAUCUGUACAGGAAACUGCAAUCAAAGUACAGUCUGAGACUGCUACAAAGAAACUGUCUAAAAGUAGUAUUGUACAAGAAGAAAAGGUAUCUAAAUUUGUGCCGGACAGCACCACAAAGGUACAAUCUGACACCAGCGUUGUAAAAAUAACAGAAGAAUUGACUACAAAAGGACAGGAGAGUCCUGCAAAGAAACAGUCUGAAAGUAACACUGUACAAGCAGGAAAAGACUUGUCUAAAUCUUUGCUGAAUAGCACUAUCAAAUUACAGUCUGAGAACGUUGUAGAAGCAACUAGUGAAUUGACUACAUCUGGACAAAAAAGUUCUGUUAAGAUACAGUCUGAGGCUGGCAUUGCACAAAAGGAAUUAACCAGGACUGAACUGGAAAGUUCUGCUAAGAAACAAUCUGAAAGAAAUAUUGUACAAUUGGGAAAAGACUUGCCUAUGUCUGUCCAGAAUGUUGUUGAAGCAACAAGUGAAUUGACUAUACCUGGACAAAAAACUAAGAAGCCAUCUGAGUAUAGUGUUCAGCAAAAGGAAGAAGAGUUGAGUACAUCUGAACAGCAAACUAAAAUCAUCAAAGUACAAUCUGACGGUGAGGUUGUAAAACAAAUUGGUGAAUUGUCUGGGACUGGACAGGAGAGCUCUAAGAAUCUGUCUGAAAGUAUUAUGCAAACACAAAAAGUCUUGCCUAGAUCUGAGCAGAAUGCUGUAGAAGCAACAAACAGUUUGACUUCAUCUGGACAACAACAUACUGUUCAGAAACAAUCAGAGGUUGUUAUUACACAGACUGAAAGCAAAUUGCCUGUACCUGAACAUGAAAUUUAUACAACCCAACAGCAAUCCAAAAGUAACGUUUCAUGUGCAGAAGACAAAGGGCCUAUCUUGGUGCAACAAAAUGCUGUCAAGGGGCAGUCUGAGAGCAGUGUUGUGAAAACAGUAAAUGAGCCACCUACAACUAAAAAGGAAAGUAAAGAGAAGAAACAGUUUGACAGUAACACUGUGCACACUGGCAAUGGUUUGCCAGAAUUGGUAGAACAGUGCACAAAAGAAAAGAAAGAUUUGUCUUUGAAUGCCACAGCUUCAGCAGAAUAUCCAAACAAAUUCAAGUCUAAUAAAACCCAGAAUGAGUCAGCAGAAAAAGCAUCUUUAGAACAGGUGCAAGACAGUUCCAAUAAAGAAGAGAACAAGCUCCCAACAUCAAACAUCACAGGAGAGCCUUUACAAAAUGUUCAGAUGGAAAGCCUAUCACAACCCACUUCUGUUACAGCUAUACAAAGCAAUACAACCAAACCACAAAAAAGUGAAAAAGAAGCCACAACAUCAUUAACAGAUAUUACUAUGUCAGAGUUUAAGAAUAAAAAACCUUUACAGUACAGUGACUUGAAUACAGGUCCAGAAGUUCUGCAGAACGCAGCAGCAGUAGCAUCAGCAACCCAGUAUAUUGUGGGGGCAAAGUGUCGAUUGUCCUCUGAGAUUGUACUGAAAAGUCCAGAUCAAUUCAAUAAGAGAGACACAGAUGUUGAACAGCAUUUUGGACAAAAAGAGCAAAAUGUAGAAAAUAAGCUAAAUACCUCUGAAAGUGAUGAUGGUGUCUUGGACACAUCAGGUGAUUUAGAGAGUUUUGUAGAAAACAUCAGGAACUUGGGCAGCACGUUUUCUUUUCCACAGAAGAGGGUAAAGCCUCUUAAAUCACCAGCACCACCCUUUGCCAUGCCACCCAUCAAGGAAGACCGGUUUGAGAAAACUCUUGAUCCAGAUGUCUUCAAGUUUGGUUUAGGGAAAAAAGAAAAAUCAAGAGAGACACCCUCAUCAACACUGUUCAAGCUGCAAAGCAUGGACACAAAAAGCAAGUUCAUCCCCAAACGAUCAAGUGCAGAACAGAGUAUGCUGUUCAAAUCACACCAGUCGCUAAGCACGAACAGUGUGGAAACUCAGAAUCCAGACAUCUCCGAGAAUGAGUCUGUAGAUGCUGUUGUCAGAAGGUCACGUCUUGAGAAAAGCUCUAUUGUUUCAAGCCUGCUUAGUCCAUCAACAACACCACGGAUAAAUCUGUCUGCAACAACAAGUAAAGCUCUUAGUACUGUGCUUUCACGUACUGAAACCGAAUCAGAGUUAUCUCAAGAAACUAAGAGCACAACUUCUCUGUUCUUGCCCUCCACUUCAUCACAACUUGAUUUGCUUACAGGCACAUCCCAGACUCCCUUAUUGCUAAAUGGAAUAGAUGGAAAUAUAAAAGAAGAUGCUAAACCAUCAUUUUUGACAAAUGACUUGCUUGAUCCACCUUCAGUUGAGUUCCCAACCCCACCAUUUUUGGAUAUUAAAUUGCCAACUAUUGUGGACAAAUACCUGAAACCAGACAACACAAAAACAGCACUAGUUCUGGAAAAUAGCUUCCAAAUGCCAGAGUUCAAACUUCCUAAAUUUCCUAAGUCAGGGCUGGAGCCCAGCAGUGACUAUAAUGACAACAGGUUUGCCAACAGGAGCCAGAAUUUCUCAGGAUUAUAUAACCCCAGCCUACUUGGACCUCAGGCCUUUAUCCCUGGAAUGCCAACUGAAAACAUGGAGAUUCCUAUUUCAGACCAGAGAAGGACCCACAAGAGACCUGGGAAGCUGGUAAUUUAUGAUCAACCCCAGUUCUCAGGGGAAGCUAAUGAAAUCUUCAGAGACGUAGAAGAUGCCACUUCAUUUAAAUUAUCGUCUGUCAUUUCUGUAAGGGUGGUAAGAGGAUGCUGGAUUUUCUAUGAAAAGCCGCACUUUCAAGGCCGGUCAAUAGCUUUGGAAGAGGGGCAGACAGAGCUGGUAAAUAUCUGGAAUGAAGUGGCCUGUGAAGAGAAUGCUGCUGGUGAGAGCAAGCCUGACACUGCAGCUCAUAUGGUGAUCGGCUCCGUUAGGCUAGCAGUAAAGGAUUACAGUGUACCUGAGAUUGACCUGUUCACUGACCCCAAAGGCAUGGGAAGAAAGAUGACCUUCUUUGAUGAUACGUUGGAGACAUACACAUAUGGAAUACCAGUAAACACGUCAUCUAUCAAAGUCCAUUCUGGAGUUUGGCUUCUUUUUGAAGAGCCUGGUUUCUGUGGAUGUUCCUGUAUCUUGGAGCCAGGAGAAUACCCCUGCCCAGAGUCCUGGGGCUUUCAGCAUCCUAUAGUCGGAUCACUUAGGCCACUGAAAAUGGGUGGACUGAAGGUAGAGCAUCCUAAUGAGCCCAAGGCUAUUGUUUAUGAGAAGCCAUUUUUUGAAGGGAAGCAUUUGGAGAUUGAAAGUGAUGCUUUUAGCUUCAAUGAAGGUGAUGACAGUGAAGAUUGCGUCACCUGUUGGGUAAAGAAAUUGGGAUCUGUUGGCUCAGUUAAAAUCCUGCGAGGCAUCUGGGUGGGAUAUGAGAAGCCAGGUUUCGAAGGGCAUCAGUAUUUGAUGGAGGAAGGACAGUUUGAAAAUUGGAAAGACUGGGGUGGUUACUGUGAGCAGCUCCAAUCUUUACGACCCAUAAUCGCAGACUUUUUGGCUCCACACAUGAAGAUGUACAGUGAGAAGGAUUUUGGUAAAAAGGGUCACACCAUUGACUUGCUGGGGCUGGUUCCAAACAUGGAAGACACAGGCUUUGGUCAAAUUACACAGUCUGCCGAAGUAAUUAGUGGUGUAUGGGUUGCUUUUGAGGGUCCUGGUUUUUCUGGGCAACACUAUGUCCUGGAAAAAGGAAUGUACAGUAGCUUUGAGGACUGGGGAGCCCAAACCUUCAAGCUCUCCUCUGUUCAGCCCAUAUUUCUGGAGAACAUAUAUGGAUCGAAGGUGAAAUUUCGGGUUCAAUUGUUCUCGGAGCCUGAUUUCCAAGGUAGCAGUCAGACACUGGAAGAAAGUGCGUCAGUGCUUCCUGAAGGAAUCUCUGUGAAGUCAUGCAAGGUUUUGACUGGCAGCUGGGUGGUAUACGAAGAGGAGAUGUUCGGGGGGAAACAAUAUUUGGUGGAAGAAGGAAAUUACCCUGACCUGACUGCAAUUGGCUGUCCCAGUCUGAACACAUGCAUCAAAUCUGUACAGAUUCUAGGUUUUGAAUUUUCUGAGCCAUACAUUAUGCUUUUUGCAAAAGAAAACUUCAGAGGGAAGAAAAUUGUUCUAAAGGACAUGGCUGCCAACCUACAGUUACUGGGGUUCAAUGCCCACAUCUUCUCUGUGCAAGUGGGUGGAGGAAUGUGGGUUGUUUAUGAACAGAUUAAUUAUAGAGGAGAGCAGAUGUUACUGGCACCAAGUGAAAUACCAUCCUGGCACAGAUACAGUGGGUGGCACAAGAUAGGCUCCUUACGGCCUGUGUUUCAGAAACAAGUAUUCUUUAAACUUCGGAACAGGGCAACAGGCACCCUCAUGUCAGUGACAGGCAGUCUGGAGGAUAUUAAACUGUCAAGAAUCCAGGCUGUGGAAGAUACUGGAGCUGAGGACCACAUCUGGUCUUUCCGAGAAGGACUGCUCAGAUGCAAGGCGGUAGAGGACUGUUGUUUAGAAACUACAGGAACCAUUGUGAUAGCUGGUUGCCGACUAGGCCUGUCACCAGAGCCAGGAAAAGAGAAUCAUUUCUGGAGCAUCAGUCCUGAUGGUUUAGUAAGAUUUAGGAUGAGACCGGAUUGUGUUUUGGAAGUAAAAGGAGGUCAACAAUAUGAUAAAAACCAAGUGAUCUUAAAUACGUUUGAUGAAAACAAACAGAAUCAGAGAUGGGAUAUGGAAAUCCUGUAAACUGCUUUCACGCACAAACAGAAAAAGCCAUGGUGUGCCAGCUUCUGAUGGCGGGCUUAAAUAAUAAAGUUGAUAUCAGGUUCUUUGUACACUGCCUGACACCUAUUAAUAUAAAAAAACGUUUUAUUAGACACUAUUUUUACUUCUAUUCUGUAUUCUUUAGUUCCAUAUGUAACCAACUAGAAGAAAAACAUGUGAAAGCUUUCCUCCCAAGACAGACAGUGGUGGUGUGUACAGUGGUUUGCUGCUCUUGGGUAUACAGCGUUACAUUAUGUACAUUUUCCUCUUUGACUGCAAGUCAUUUUUUGUUUGUUUUUUUUUUUUUUUUUUUUUUUUGGAAAUGUAAUAAACAAAGGGGUUGUGGCUUUCAAUUUCUCCUUUUUUUCAAAACACUUUCAAAUUAUUUGUUUUAAAGGCUUUUCUAGUUCAUUUUAGCAAAGGGCUGGUCCUAAUAAGCAGUUUUCCAUAUUUCUGAAAUGGCAGCACUAUUAAGGUGCACUAUCACUCCUGUCAUUUAAAGAUGCCUUAUUUAUUUUUUGGAAUUCCCUUGACUUCUAUAGAACACUCAUAGCUGCACAGGGGUGUGGCCUCAAUAAGAAAACACUCACGUUACUCACUAAAGGCUUCUGGAAGAUACUUAAGUCCUCUGUUACGCGUUUGUUUUAUAAUAAUGCUUGGCACAAACAACUAAAACAAAAUAAAUGUGAAACUAAUGGUUUGUUUGCUGAUUAUAAAACAAAUGUAUCUCCCUAUUUUUAACUGCACUGAAUUGUUAUAACUGCAGCCAUGUCAUGACACAAGUGAAUGACACUAUCAUUCACAUAUUUAAAUGAGUAGCCUAUAGAUAUUUUUAAUAAAGACUACAAAAAUAUUCUAAACCAGUGGCAUUCAUCCUAAUAAAUAACUUUGUUUUUGUACUGUGCUUGAGUUGUAUGACUCUAGUCUAUUUUUGUGGAUGCGUGGGUUAGCAUUUUAUUCCAUUAAAAGCUACACUUUUUCAAAGGUGUAUAUUAAUUUUUAACAUGAAUAACCAACAAG
This is a messenger RNA of Polyodon spathula (Mississippi paddlefish), 10206 nucleotides long. RefSeq lists its product as uncharacterized. The transcript is spliced from 22 exons. NCBI's taxonomy places the organism in Eukaryota, Metazoa, Chordata, Actinopteri, Acipenseriformes, Polyodontidae. The record is from RefSeq and is a predicted model, not a curated record. Bases 349 to 9168 code for a protein of 2939 amino acids.